This is a messenger RNA of Cucumis melo (muskmelon), 2368 nucleotides long. RefSeq names its product protein NRT1/ PTR FAMILY 5.2-like. The transcript has 7 exons. The coding region runs from base 441 to 2222 and encodes 593 amino acids. Gene Ontology annotation, biological process: transmembrane transport; dipeptide transport. NCBI's taxonomy places the organism in Eukaryota, Viridiplantae, Streptophyta, Magnoliopsida, Cucurbitales, Cucurbitaceae. Gene Ontology annotation, molecular function: dipeptide transmembrane transporter activity; tripeptide transmembrane transporter activity. Gene Ontology annotation, cellular component: membrane. The record is from RefSeq and is a predicted model, not a curated record.
GUCCACUUGACGUUUGGUCUGCUUUAAGGAAAAUGAAGCGUCUCCGUCUCCCUCUUCCUCCGAAACCGUACUUCAUUUCCUUGCAUGAUCUGGAAUCGCCGCAUCUUCUCAAGAAGGAUUUGGUUUACGAGGUUCAGGUCCUUGUCGGGAUGAUAGAGCAGUGGUCCUGAUAAGGUGGAAGAACUUCUAUCGAAGCACGACCUGGAUCUCAUAUGCCGUCCUCAUCAGGUGUUGUGGAGGAUGGUUAUGAGUUUUUUGCUGACAAGCAACUUGUCACAAUAUUCUCAGCCCCCAACUAUUGUGGUGAAUUUGAUAAUGCUGGUGCAAUGAUUAGUGUUGAUGAAAACUUGGUUGCUCUUUCCAAGAUUCUGUCAUCUUCACGUAGUUUAGCUGCUUCAUAGAGCAAACAGAAACAGCGACUACAGCUUCCUCCUCCAGUAAUGGCGGAUGCUGCAGCAAAUCAAGAAGCAGGACUCGACCUCCACAACUACACGAAAGAUGGAACCGUCGAUUGGAAGGGCAACACCGUUCUCCGCUCCAAAACCGGCCGGUGGAAAGCCUGUUCUUUCAUCCUCGGGUACGAACUAAUCGAGAGAAUGAUGUUCCAUGGGAUUUCGGCCAAUCUCAUUAUAUAUUUGACUACUAAACUCAAUCAAGACACUCUCACUGCUUCUAACAAUGUCACCAAUUGGAGCGGAACCGUUUGGAUUAUGCCCAUCAUCGGGGCUUAUGUGGCCGAUGCUCAUCUCGGUCGCUAUCGCACCUUCUUCAUCUCCUCUCUCGUUUGUUUUAUGGCAAUGGCUCUUCUAACAGCGGCAGUGUCAAUCCCAAGCUUAAAACCACCGCCAUGUUCCGCAUCCAUUAGUAGAGAAAAUUGCAAGCAAGCCUCUAAAUUACAGUUAGCCGUGUUCUUUGGCUCCCUCUACUUGUUGGCAAUUGCCUCGGGCGGGACCAAACCAAACAUCUCGACGAUGGGAGCCGACCAAUUCGACGAUUUUGAUCCGAAGGAGAAGGCCCAAAAGCUGUCCUUCUUCAACUGGUGGUUGUUUACUGUGUUCUCUGGCAUUCUCUUUGCCUCUACUUUUUUGGUUUACAUUCAGGACAAUGUUGGGUGGAGCUUAGGAUAUGGAAUUCCCACUAUUGGGUUGGGUGUUGCCAUUCUUUUAUUUGUUGUUGGCACUCCCUUUUAUAGGCAUAAGCCUCCCAAUGGAAGCCCCUUCAUUACAAUGGCUAAUGUCAUUGUUGCUGCUAUUUGGAAUUGGAGGCUUCCUCUUCCUAAUGACCCAAAUCAAUUACAUGAGCUUGACCUUCAAAAUUACUCCAAGAAUGGAACUUUCAAGAUUGAUUCCACUCCAUCCUUAAGGUUUCUGAAUAAGGCAGCUAUAAGAAGAGUUUCAAGUGAUCCAUGGAGGAUAUGCACAGUGACAGAAGUGGAGGAGACAAAACAAAUGGUGAGAAUGAUACCAAUUAUGGUAUGCUCAUUCAUACCAAGCGCAAUGGUGGCACAAACACACACCCUUUUUAUCAAACAAGGCACCACUUUGAAUAGAAGCAUUGGCAGCCACUUCAAGGUCCCUCCUGCUAGUUUAUAUGCUUUUGUCACCAUCUCCAUGCUUCUCACAAUUCUCAUCUAUGACAGAAUCUUUUUGAAGAUAAUGCAGAGAGUGACCAAAAAUCCAAGGGGAAUCACAAUGUUACAAAGAAUGGGAAUUGGAAUGAUCUGCCAUGUUUUAGUAAUGACAGUUGCAUCUCAAGUGGAAAAGCAUAGACUUCAUAUUGCUGCAAAAUAUGGAUCAUCAGCCCACGAGCAAAAAGAACUUCCUUUAACCAUUUUCAUUCUCCUCCCUCAAUUCAUCCUCACAGGAGUUGCUGAUGCAUUCCUUCUAAUUGCCAAUAAUGAAUUUUUUUAUGAUCAAGCACCAGAAAACAUGAAAAGUCUUGGCAGUUCAUACUUUACGACUUCACUUGGAAUUGGGAACUUCCUCAGUACUUUUAUUCUUUCUAAAGUUUCUGAGAUUACCAAAAGACAAGGCAAUGGAUGGAUUUUGAACAACUUGAAUGCUUCUCAUCUUAAUUACUUCUAUGCUUUACUUGCAGUUAUGAGUUCUGUUAACUUCUUCCUCUUUUUGCUCAUUUCCAAAUUUUAUGUCUACAAAGCUGAAGUCUCUGAUUCCAUUCAAGUUCUUACUGAUGAACUUAAGAAGAAGAAAUCAAAGGCUUAAAAAUAAAAGCUAAGAUUUAAUUUGUAAUGUUUUCUUGUGUUUCUUUUAAUUACAUAUGUAGACGUUCCUUGUGUGGAACUAUAUGUCAGUUAGAUGGUUGUAAUAUUGUUUUCAAUGUAUACAAAUAAAAAGGAUUCCAAGCUUUA